GUUCGUUUCAUCGCUUUACAAUCGUGUUGAAAUUUCAAGAUGAUGCUCGGCCUUUCUAUCACUGCCCUUACUGUCGUAGUGAUUUUGAUAUCGUGGAUUUACAAAAGAUUUAUGGAGGUAAGAUUUUUUUCUCACAAAAACGGUUUUUCAGAGCGCGAGGCCGACGGCGUGCGAUUCUCGCGCGAAGCGCGCGAGCCGUCUUACACUCCGUUUUCACCCUCGGUUGAUUGCUAAUGCACCCUCAAGCGGGCCUAGCGCAUGUACAGGUUUUUUUUGUGUGUGUAAGUUUUAAAAUUUUAUGUAUGAAUCAUGUUUACCAAUAUCUCAUAUGUCCUUCUAUUAACUUUAUGAUGAUCGCAAACAUUCUCUAAACCUCUGGCGUUCAGUUUGCUUUUCCUCCAGUAAUCCGUUGAGUAAAAUGCACGUUAAAAAAAGGGGGAAAAAAAAAACGAAGCCAGGACUUAGAAAAAGAAGUAUUGGGUAGAGCAUGUAGUUUUGUCUUUUCCUGCGAAAUUUCAAGACAUGGCCGUCACGCAACAAUAACGUGUUAACAGUCACUGAAGCUUUCUUCGCCGUAAAUUGUAUAGCCUGCAAGAUUGCUCAGGCUAUAAACUGAGUGAACAACUUAAGGUUUGGAAUGUAGAGACAAAGGAGGGAAAUUCCUUGAAAUCAGUCUGUGGCUGUUUCAUAGACAGGUUUUCUUGGACAGGAGCGAAGGAACAGGUUUCGUCAACUUCCUGUUUCGGUCUGUUUCGUUUUCAUUACUUCGGACUCUCAUCCAGUUUCAUUUUUGCAAAAGAGAAAACAAAACAAAAAAAUAAUGGUCACUGAUCUUAACAUCUCGCGUGAUCGCUUAUGUUAUAGAAUUACUUCUGGCAAAAUGAUUCUGGGGAAAUUAUCGCAGGAACUGGCUUCAGGACCUUUUCACCAACACUCAUAGCAUUCAAAGAUGAAGGCUUGAAGAAAUUGGGAAUGUACUUGCUCCGAUUUUUACCCGGGCCUCCAAAACUGUAAGUAUUGUUACUAAUAUUUUCAACUUAGAUAUUUUUGUUUUGAUUUUUAACAUUUCAUCAAACUGCCUAAAACUUAAUUCUCUUUAUACAUUUAAAAUAUUUUCGUUUUCGGGAUUGUCACGUAGCGUGACGCACUCUUUGUCUUUUCAGCACGAUGUAGUUUUCAGGGCUGUAGGGGCAAAUUUUGACUGGCCUUCACUAAUUUACAUGCCGUCUAAAUAGUCUCCAAUAUAGACAUAUUGUUUUUUGGCGAGCGUUUUGGCUAAAAUGUAAGUGUACUUGCUUAACUGCAAUGGCAACAUCGUUGCGUGAUAUUGUAAGCGUGACUGGGGUUUCAGUUGCUUAAUUGUCACAACUGUUCUGUUUGUUUGUUUGUUUUUGCUUUUGAAUGAAAGUAUCGACUUCGUUAGAUCCAAAUAUGUGUUAAUUUUUUUCUCUUGCCUACAGAAUCAUUACAGAUCCACAAAUCGCUGUGAAAUUCAUGGCAAAACAGCAUAAGUAUGAGCGUUUAAAGGACUUCAGAUUGGGAAGUGUGUUUCGCCAGCUGUUUGGUCACGCAGCCGGGACGGCAAGUGGUGAGGCUCACAAGCGGAUACGGAGUGCAUUUGACCCGUGUUACAGCACAGAGAGUGUGGCACAGGCAGUGGAUAUGAUGGAACAGGAAUGCAAA
This is a messenger RNA of Porites evermanni, 1683 nucleotides long. The record is from the annotation of a GenBank genome assembly. Lineage: Eukaryota; Metazoa; Cnidaria; Anthozoa; Scleractinia; Poritidae.